Salarias fasciatus (jewelled blenny) is the source of this 2810-nucleotide messenger RNA. It is a transcript of the gene ormdl3, whose product is annotated as ORMDL sphingolipid biosynthesis regulator 3. Bases 244 to 705 code for a protein of 153 amino acids. The record is from RefSeq and is a predicted model, not a curated record. The transcript is spliced from 4 exons. Lineage: Eukaryota; Metazoa; Chordata; Actinopteri; Blenniiformes; Blenniidae. Gene Ontology annotation, cellular component: endoplasmic reticulum membrane.
CCGGCCGGUGGAGAAGCGUCCCCGGUCCGAGCGUCUCGCAGCCCCGCGGAGCAGCGCCGCAGCCCCGCACGGAGCCUCGGAGGAUCCCGCGGGUCUGACGGAGCCUCCGGGGGAGAAACCUCCGCCGCAGCAGAGGCGGACCGACAGCAGAGCGCAUAACGGAGCGCGCGGGUCGGAGUUGAAGCCAUUUUUCCCCCGCAAACUGCUACGCCCCCCGCGGGGGGUCCGAGCGCCGCCGCCGUCAUGAACGUGGGCACGGCCCACAGCGAGGUGAACCCCAACACCCGGGUGAUGAACGGCCGCGGCAUGUGGCUGUCCUACGUGCUGGGCAUCGGCCUGCUGCACGGCGUGCUGCUCAGCAUCCCCUUCGCCAGCGUGCCGGUGGUCUGGACCCUCACCAACCUCAUCCACAACCUGUGCAUGUACCUCCUGCUGCACACCGUCAAAGGAACCCCGUUCGAGACCCCGGACCAGGGCAAGGCCCGCCUCCUGACGCACUGGGAGCAGAUGGACUACGGCGUGCAGUUCACCGCCUCGCGCAAGUUCCUCACCAUCACGCCCAUCGUGCUGUAUUUUCUCACCAGCUUCUACACCAAGUACGACCGGGUGCACUUCGUGGUGAACACCGUGUCGCUGCUCACCGUGCUCAUCCCCAAGCUCCCCCAGCUGCACGGCGUCCGGAUCUUCGGGAUCAACAAGUACUGACGAGGACGGGCCCCCCGGGAGCGCGCGGAGCUCCGGGCCCCCGCCGGGGAUCCGUGGCUCUGCUCCGACCUCCAGCUGUCCAGAUGACGCCCGCCGAGGACGGCGCCGCGGCGUCAUGGCGAGCCGGGGACGCUGCAGUGUGUUCAGACGCCCUGCAGUGUGUGUUCAGACGCCCUGCAGUGUGUGUUCAGACGCCCUGCAGUGUGUGUUCAGACGCCCUGCAGUGUGUGUUCAGACGCCCUGCUGUGUGUGUUCAGACGCCCUGCUGUGUGUGUUCAGACGCCCUGCAGUGUGUGUUCAGCCCUCCUCUCUCCGCCAGCGGCUGCAGCGCCUUAAUGAAACGGCGGGUUACUUCCUGCAGUGCUGCACUGAAGCCACACGGUUACAUUUAGCCGCCGCCGCCGCCGCCGCUCAGGCCACAACAGGAAGUUCAGCUACUUUUACCUCCGCAGCUCCAUGUUCGGACGCCUCCGGUCCCGGCUGGUUCCCCUGCAGGCCUCCCGUCUGCUCGAGGUCAAAGGUCACAUGGCCACUCAGACAGAAACAGGAAGUGGAAUCAGCAGGUUAAUACAGUCCAACAUGAGAGAUCUGAACCUGAGAAACCUUCACCGGGAUCGGGCUCAAUGUUCUCCCUGAGCGUCUCUGUUCACCUCCUGUCAGCUCCUGCAAAACAUCCCUGUAGGAGGGCUGAGUUAAUCGCAUUAACUGCAGUUAAUUCAUGUCCGGCUGUCAAAAGAUGAACUUUUUAAAUCACAGUCACUGAAAUGUGACAAUCUGGCUCUUUAUUUUUUCAAUUUUGAAAACUGACAGACCUUGUAUGAAGUUGGUCUGUAAGGCGCUUUAUUUUGAAAGAAAAUCAAAAAGGUCAAAGAAGGAAAUUAAUUCUCGUUCAUUGUGUUUAGUCAAGUUGCAGCGAUCAGACCGAUCGGGUCGAAUGUAAAUGAAUUUAGAUUAAUUUCAGAUAAAUGUAUCUUGAAUCGAUGAAUGUUUUCGGCUUAAAACUGAACUGGAAAGUAAAACCUUUAAAAUGUUUAAAACUUUGAACAUUCAGUUCAAAACACGAUUAACUAUGGAAAAUCUGAAAUUAACUGCAAUCAGGACAUUCUUUUGACAGCCAUGAUAAACAGUCGGACCCGUUUCCACGACGACGUUUCAGCUCGAAACGCGUUUUAGGAAAAUUUCACAUCUCCAUGGAAACCGCUGGGAGCGAUGUUGUUUUCUUAUCGGGCCGUCUCCAUGGUGACGGAACCCGAGUGUUUCCAGAACGUUGUUGUCAGUGACUCUGAGCUCCGUCGUCAUGGCGACGAACAGCCGCAGCGCAGCGGCAGAGUUGAGGUCAGGAGCCGGGAGUCGCCCUGGGUCCAGGUGUGAGGGUCCGGGGUCUAGGUCCGGUGUUCCAGGUUCUGGGUUUGUCAGUAAACUUCAUAAAGGGCUUUUUUUUCAAGACGUGCUGAGAGCCUGUGUAGCCGCAGAACCGCCUGGUUCUCCGGUUCUCCGGUUCUCCGGCUCUCUCCUUCCAGAUGCUGGACUGUUGGAAACUCUUCCUGAAGCUGAGCGUUGACCCGAUGCGGAGCCGCCGCCGCCGCCGCCGCCGCUCCUCCAGACUCCUCCUCGUGCUGAUCUUCUGUCUUCCGUCUGAACUGUGUGGACGUCAACGUUCUCAAGCCGGUUCUCCGUGAUGUCAGUGGAACGUAGAGAUACGCUCGGUAGAAAAGGUUCCCCCCCAGCGAGCCACGCCUCCUCGCCACGGCCGUCUGAACGGGACUCUGGAGAACUGUUCCCGUGAGGAACCUGUUGGAGGGUGGAGAUGGACUCUGGGGGUGUGGCACUGUUCUCCACUGGGCGGCGCCACAGAGCCCCGCUUCCUUUACUUUUGUUCUUUCAAAAUAAACCUCGGUACGGAGAACCGGCAGCGCCGUGGUUCCUGAGGAUCUGUGAGGGCGAAUCCCUUCUGGAGGACUGGCGCUCUGUUUCUCUCUCCAGCCUCAGGCCAAACCAGCGGUUCGAUUCCUCGCUGCGCUCUGCUCUUCCUGACAGACGGGUUUCCUACUCUGCACUUGGCAGUAAAGUGGUAUUUUACCAGAACUGAACCAAAUAAAAGUGGA